Centropristis striata (black sea bass) is the source of this 975-nucleotide messenger RNA. RefSeq names its product glycoprotein hormone subunit beta 5 (gene gphb5). Gene Ontology annotation, biological process: G protein-coupled receptor signaling pathway; regulation of thyroid hormone receptor signaling pathway. Gene Ontology annotation, cellular component: extracellular region; cytoplasm. NCBI's taxonomy places the organism in Eukaryota, Metazoa, Chordata, Actinopteri, Perciformes, Serranidae. Gene Ontology annotation, molecular function: hormone activity. The record is from RefSeq and is a predicted model, not a curated record. Bases 116 to 538 code for a protein of 140 amino acids. The transcript has 2 exons.
UUUAGUGUCUUUGAAGAGGUCAUUGACCCCUUUCCAGCCUGCUUCUUUAACCUGAAGCUUAAAAAUCCUUCAUUAAUUCCCCUAUUUCCUUCACUCAGUGCUUACAAAGGUGCUCAUGUGUUGUUGCCUCUCACCCUUUAGGAGUCCUGGACUGGUCCUGUGCUGGUUUCUGCUCUGGAUCUCUCUGGGACCAGACCUCCUGCACCUCCACCGGGUGUCAGCUGUCAACCUGCGGCGCUUCAUUGGCUGCGCCGUCCGGGAGUUCAGUUUCCAGGCUAAGAAGCCCGGCUGUGGGGGGCUGCACAUCACCACAGACGCCUGCUGGGGGCGCUGUGAGACCUGGGAGAAGCCCGUCCUGGAUCCUCCCUUCAUCGAGUCCUACCAGCGGGUUUGUACCUACAACGAGACCCGUCUGGUCUCUGUGAAACUGCCAAACUGCCAGCCCAACGUUGACCCCACCUACACCUACCCCGUGGCCCUGAGAUGUGACUGUGGGGUCUGUCUCACCAGCACCACUGAAUGUAUAACGUCUGUGUAACACCAGUCGAAGCAACACUUUGCCAAAUAAAAUUGCAAAAGCCAAAUACGUUUUUUCCUGCUGAGUAUGAACAUGAACUAUUUCAUCAUUUUUGGGAAGGGGUAGCUCGGAGACAGCUCUAGCUUGAGGUUGCUAUGACAACUGUCACAGAGGAGCGUGUUUCUGGGUCCUGUCCUGAUUGACGCGCCAAAACAACAGCAGGGCAUUGUGGGAUUUGUAGUAUUAGCUGUAAAUGUAUCUCUGCCCUGAAAACAUCUGACAACAUUGUAUUUAUGGGAAGCUUAUGAUACUGGCUCUAUCAUCAGAGAUCCUUAUUUUUAGUCUAACGAACAAAAAAUAACAUCUGAGAAUUGAUUUGUGUUUAUGUUGAAUGUUCAAUAUUUGGAAAUGAAAAUAUUAAUAUUGCAUAAGGGGCUUAUAUGUGUUUUCUCUUCAUU